GAUGCCACAGUGGUUGCAAAGCACACCUCCACAUUGGCCAAUUUAUGCCGAGAAGCAUCGGAGCGUGCCUCGAAUGUCAACCUCAAAAAGCAGUUCAUCAACUGCGCCCGUGAAGUAGCAUCCUCCACUGCUUCACUGAUAACCGCUGUCAAACAGCUGGACAGUUCAUUUACUGAAAAAAAUCAGCGUGAAUGCACGGAAGCAGCACGAUCGUUAUACACAGCAGCUGAACAGCUGGAGACAUUUGUCGAUAAUCCGCAGACGGCCAAGCAACUUGCUCUUUCACCGACUGAUGCGUCAACCUGGCAAAGACUUGCGGAUAAUUCGAAAGUUGUUAGUGAAAGCAUCAAACGUUUGGUUGCUUCGAUUCGUGAUCAGGCACCAGGCCAAGUGAGCGUCAACAGUUUUUGUGUAAAUUCAAAAUGUGCUUUAUGA
Molecule: messenger RNA, 435 nt
Organism: Gongylonema pulchrum
Lineage: Eukaryota; Metazoa; Nematoda; Chromadorea; Rhabditida; Gongylonematidae
Source: the annotation of a GenBank genome assembly